Messenger RNA from Adineta ricciae, 1305 nucleotides. The record is from the annotation of a GenBank genome assembly. NCBI's taxonomy places the organism in Eukaryota, Metazoa, Rotifera, Eurotatoria, Adinetida, Adinetidae.
AUGAGUGACAGUGAUUCAGGCAAACAGCGACAAUUCUCGCUAACUUCCUCAAAUGCUGGCAAUGUCGGACCGAACCGCAGUCGUCGUUCAUCUUGGUCUGAUUCAAAGAAAGUUUGGAGUGUUGGCGAUGAGACAGAAAAUUAUUCCGAUUCUCGAACAUUAAUCUUACAGAAAUUGAACAAUUAUUAUCGUCGAAUCAAACGCCAAAUUCUUGCUUUUCAAAGUUUAACAACGGGCUUAUUUCCAAAUCAUCUCGAUCCAAACCACAAAGUCGGACACGUUGUUGAGAAUGUUUUCUGUGCUAUUGCAAUCUGGUCUUUGCGACAGUGUUACUGCAAAAUCGAUAAUGAUCAAGGACGUGCACAUGAGCUGGGACAGGCAGCAGUGAAAUGUAUGCGCGGAAUACUCAUCUGUUGGAUGAAACAAUCGAAGAAACUCGAGGUUUUCAAAAGUGAACAAUCAACAAAAGAUGCUUUACAUUCGAAAUUCAAUGUUUUGGAUGGAAAUGAAGUGGCAGACGCUGAUGAAGUCGGUCAGUUGCAAAUAUGUGCCAUAUCAAUCUAUCUACUAACAUUGGCACAGAUGAUUACGUCUAAUCUCGAAAUUAUUUUUUCUAUUGAUGAAGUCCAUUUCGUUCAACAACUAGUUUUCUCCAUUGAACGUGCCUAUCGCACACCAGACUAUGGUAUAUGGGAGCGGGGAAGUAAAUACAACACGAAUACAUGUGAACUUCAUGCGAGUUCGAUUGGAAUGGCGAAGGCAGCUUUGGAAUCAAUGAAUGGCUUUAAUCUGUACGGUGAUAAAGGCGCAAACUGGUCCGUUAUUUACGUUGAUGUUGAUGCACAUAACCGUAAUCGAACGACAUUUGAUACACUACUUCCACGAGAAUCAGCAUCAAAAAAUACUGAUGCCGCUCUAUUGUUCACUGUUGGUUGGCCAACAUUUGCGAUACACGAAGCAACACUUGUGGAGAAUAGUAUACGAAAAUGCAUUAAGAAACUGCGUGGUACACAUGGCUUUAAGCGAUUUCUCCGCGAUGGUCAAUAUACGGAUCUUGAAUCAAAAGAAGAUCGAUUCUAUCAAGCAACUGAAAUCAAAAAAUUUGACAAGAAUGAAUGCGAGUGGCCGAUGUUUUUUGCACUAAUGGCUAUCAAUGGUAUUUUCAAAAACAAUCAAUCCCAAGUCGAUGAAUAUCUCGCUGCGUUAAACCCUCUCUUGAAACGAACUACAGAAGUCACUAACAAUUCUUCAUCAUCCUUUCGUCCUUUCACUGGAAUGCUUGAUCAAGGUACACUGAUUGAUUGA